Molecule: messenger RNA, 2363 nt
Organism: Ascoidea rubescens DSM 1968
Lineage: Eukaryota; Fungi; Ascomycota; Saccharomycetes; Ascoideales; Ascoideaceae
Product: transmembrane 9 family protein
Exons: 1
Coding region: 175-2133 (652 amino acids)
Biological process (GO): vacuolar transport; protein localization to membrane
Cellular component (GO): fungal-type vacuole membrane; endosome
Source: RefSeq, a predicted model, not a curated record
AGCAACGGAUCACCGCGGAUUUUCUCUUGAAGUUGGUUUUUUUCUUCUUUACUUCUUUUAUUCGUUUUGGAACAGCGAAUCCAUCUUUAAAGCUUUUAUACAGUAACACUCAGCUAUUCAUUUCAGCUAGCCAACUUACAGAGAACAAUUGACGCUUGUUAGUGGGUGCUCACGAUGUUGUGGUCUCUUGUGUUGUCCCUUUUUUUAUUUUUUUUCAAUUCAAAUGCAUUUUAUUUGCCUGGAGUCGCUCCCACCACCUAUGGUGAAGGAGACGAUAUCCCACUUUUGGUGAACCAUAUUACUCCCUCAAAUAGCCACAAUAUUGUUAAUUCCAACGGUGGAUCUAGUGCUGGUACAUCUCAGUCAAAGAAAGCCAAGACUUAUGUCUAUUCUUUUGAUUACUAUUUUCCAAAAUUACAUUUCUGUAGACCCAAAGAUGGGAAACUAGAAAAACAGAGCGAAAGUUUGGGUUCGAUUAUAUUUGGAGAUCGAAUUUUCAAUUCUCCAUUUGAAAUUAAAAUGUUGCAGAAUCAGUCGUGCACAGCAUUGUGUUCGUCUGUUUAUUCCAAGACAGACACAUUGUUUGUCAACAAAAUUAUUCGAAGUGGCUACUAUCACAACUGGUUGGUUGAUGGACUACCUAUAGCGAGAUCGUUAUAUGACACCGGAACCAAAACUAAGUUUUAUGGAACAGGAUUUGAAGUUGGGUUAAUUGAUCCAACCAACGUGGCGCAUUUGGUCAAUCAUUUUGAUAUUCAGAUUGAGUAUCACAAGAGAGGCGAAAACCAGUAUAGAGUAGUUGGCGUGACUGUUCAACCAUACUCAUGGGAUCGAAAAUUGAGUGAUGAUCAAGAUAAGGAUAAGGAUAGCAAUAAGAAUUUAUGUGAUGCCAAUGCAAACAACUUUGAUCCGGUUUUCUUGAACCAAAAUAAAAAUACCGAGGUUCAGUUUUCGUAUUCAGUUUAUUUUGUUGAAAGUGAUAUUUCCUGGGCAACAAGAUGGGACAAGUAUUUACAUGUUUACGAUCCCAAGAUCCAGUGGUUUUCGUUGAUAAAUUUUUCGUUGAUUGUGCUUUGUUUGUCGUUGGUGAUUGGACAUAUAUUGUUAAAGACACUUAAAAACGAUAUUUCCAAGUACAACAGCAUUGAUUUGAGUGAAGAUAUUCAGGAAGAGAGUGGAUGGAAGUUGGUGCAUGGGGAUGUUUUCCGACCACCAAUCAACCGAAUGUUGUUAUCAGUGAUGGUUGGGAGUGGGUUCCAGUUGUUUCUAAUGGCAUUUGUUACGAUUUUGUUUGCGUUGUUUGGGUUGUUAUCACCAGCAAACCGGGGGUCGUUAGCUACGGUUAUGUUUAUAUUGUAUGGGAUAUUUGGGAUAUUCGGGUCAUUUGCGUCGAGUUUUAUUUACAAGUUUUUCAAUGGGGAGAACUGGCGAUUGAAUUUGAUAUUGACGCCCACAUUGGUGCCUGGAACGAUAUUUUUGAUAUUUAUUGGAUUGAAUUUCUUUUUGAUAUGGGUAAAGAGUUCAGGAGCGAUACCAAUCGGCACAAUGUUUGCUAUAAUUGGGAUAUGGUUUUUGAUAUCGUUGCCAUUAUCAGUGAUUGGGUCAUUGUUGUCGUUUAAGAGUAAUAAUGAGUUUUUAAAAAAGCCGGUAAAGACCAACCAAAUUCCCAGACAAAUACCUAAGGAACCAAUAUAUCUCAAGAUUUGGGUUGUGUCGUUGAUCAGUGGGAUUUUUCCAUUUGGAUCAAUGGCGGUUGAGAUAUAUUUCAUUUACUCGUCGAUUUGGUUUAACCGGAUUUACUAUAUGUUUGGGUUUUUAUUUUUUUGUUUUGUAUUAAUGACGGUGACGUGUUCGUUGAUCAGUAUAUUGAUGAUAUAUUAUACGUUGUGUUUUGAGAAUUAUAAAUGGCAAUGGAGAAGCUUUUUGAUCAGCGGGAGCUGUUCGAUAUAUGUGUUUAUCCAUUCAUUGUUUUUGAUCAAGUUUGAUCAGUUGAAUGGGGCUGUGAGUAUAAUAUUGUAUUUGGGGUAUUCGUCGAUGAUCAGUUUGUUGAUGUUUGUGUUGUGUGGGUCGAUUGGGUUUAUAUCCAAUUUGAUAUUUAUCCGCAAGAUAUAUUCAUCAAUUAAAGUUGAUUAAAGCGGGUAUGUAUAUAUAUGUAUAUGUAUAUACUUCUGAAUAUAUAUACUUUUGAACUUUUGAACUUUUGAAUAUAUACUUAUAAAUACAAAUGUUAACGAUCAUUUAAUAGUUUAUUUCUUUUUUGUUUUUUUUGCAAUCUUUUCAAUCUUUUUUCGUUUAAUUUUUUGGACAAUUUCGAAGCUCGUUCAAUUUCCAUUAGUCUCAAGUUUUUUUCCUUUUUCUUUUGA